This is a messenger RNA of Thyridium curvatum, 3375 nucleotides long. RefSeq lists its product as uncharacterized. NCBI's taxonomy places the organism in Eukaryota, Fungi, Ascomycota, Sordariomycetes, Thyridiales, Thyridiaceae. Gene Ontology annotation, biological process: response to oxidative stress. The transcript has 8 exons. The record is from RefSeq and is a predicted model, not a curated record. The coding region runs from base 1 to 3375 and encodes 1124 amino acids. Gene Ontology annotation, molecular function: iron ion binding; heme binding; peroxidase activity.
AUGUCCGAACCUCAAGGCACCAACGGCACCAAUGGAACCAAUGGCGUUCACGGCGCUAGUGGCCAGAAGCAUCUCGAGAGCACUGCUUCGCAUGCAUCUUCGUCAUCUGGGAACGAGCUCAAGAGCCGCCCGGCUCCUCUUGCCAAUGGAGGAAAGGCGAUGAAGGCAAACAGGAAAGGAGUCACAGCUGCGUUUUCCCAGAUCGGGCAGCUUGUCCACUCCUCCAAGCGUCCGCUACCAACUCAGAACGGAGAUGGCACGUACAGCGAGAAGAAGAAGCAGACAGGCCUUCGAAAUGACCUCAAGUAUCUGAGACUGAAAGACUUCAAAACCCUGUUUGAUCUGGCCAGCAGCAAGAUGAAGGGGCCUGUGGUCGACGACAAGACCAUGAUCAUGGAGCGUGUCAUUCAACUGGUCGCUGCGCUGCCGUCUCACUCACGCAAGCGCGUGCAGCUCACCAACACUUUUCUCAACGAGCUGUGGUAUACUCUGGAGCAUCCACCACUGAACUACAUCGGCGAUCACUACCAAUACCGCCAGCCUGACGGCUCCAAUAAUAACCCCAUGUUUCCUCAAUUGGGCGCCGCAGGCAACACAUAUGCGCGCUCAGUCAGACCCUCUGUCGUUGCUCCUGGGGCUAUGCCUGACCCCGGCCUGAUCUUUGAUUCCAUCAUGGGACGUGGCCAGUACCGCAAGCAUCCAAAUAAUGUCUCCAGUGUUCUUUGGUAUUGGGCUACCAUCAUUAUUCACGACCUUUUCUGGACCGACUAUAGGGACAUGAGCAAGUCCAAGACGUCUUCCUACUUGGACCUGUCCCCACUGUAUGGUAGCAACCAAGAGAUGCAGGAUACGAUCAGGACGUUCAAAGACGGCAAGCUUAAGCCCGACAGCUACGCAGACAAGCGCUUGAUUGGCAUGCCGCCUGGAGUCAGCGUGAUUCUGAUCAUGUUCAACCGGUUCCAUAACCACGUUGCCGAGAACCUUGCCGCCAUCAACGAAGGUGGUAGAUUCACGCCUCCGUCCAAGUCUUUGGAGGGAGAGAAGGCAGAGGCGGCCUGGAAGAAGUAUGAUAACGACCUCUUCCAGACCGCUCGCCUGGUCACUUCCGGCCUGUAUAUCAACAUUACCCUUGUUGAUUAUGUUCGCAACAUUGUAAACCUCAACCGUUGCGACACCACUUGGACCUUGGAUCCACGCCAGGAUAUGGGCAUUGACGCGGACACCGCCAAGGGUGCUGAGAGAGGGACUGGUAAUGUGGUCUCUGCCGAGUUCAACCUGUGCUAUCGAUGGCACUCCUGCAUAUCGGCCAAGGACGACAAAUGGAUCCAGGAGUUUUACGCCAAAUUGUUCGGCAAGCCUGCUGAUCAGGUCAGCCACAUGGACUUGAUCAACGGAUUCAGCACCUUCGAGAAGUCUAUUCCAGAAGAUCCACUCGACCGUGUGUUUGGAGGCUUUACUCGCGGUGCGGAUGGCAGGUUCAAUGACGAUGACCUCGUCAACUGCAUUUCCGACGCCGUCGAGGACUGCGCUGGCGCCUUUGGUGCCAAGAACGUGCCCCAAGCCAUGCGCCCAGUCGAGAUACUGGGUAUCCUCCAGGGCCGCAAGUGGAACGUUGCCGGUCUGAACGAGUUCCGGAAGCACUUCGGUCUGAAGCCGUACGAGCGCUUUGAGGAUAUCAACUCCGACCCUGUCGUAGCUGAUCAGCUCAGACACCUCUACGAGCAUCCUGACUUUGUUGAGCUCUAUCCCGGCAUGGUUGCGGAGGAGGCCAAGGAGCCUAUGGUCCCCGGCGUGGGCAUCGCACCGACGUACACCAUUUCCCGCGUCGUCCUGUCGGAUGCCGUGUGCCUGGUGCGAGGUGACCGCCACUACACCACAGACUACACCCCGAGGAACCUGACCAACUGGGGGUACAACGAGGUGCAGUAUGACUUGAACGUGAACCACGGCUGCGUGUUCUACAAGCUCUUCAUCCGCGCUUUCCCGAACCACUUCAAGCAAAACUCCAUCUACGCGCACUAUCCGAUGGUCAUCCCGUCGGAAAACAGGCGCAUAAUGGAGAGCAUCGGCCGGGCCGACCGCUUCGACUACGGCCGCCCGACGCCCAUCCCGCCGCGCAUCAACAUCACCUCGUACGGCGCCGCCAAGUACAUCCUGGAGAACCAGGACAGGUACAAGGUGACGUGGCACGAGGGGCUCACCUUCCUCAUGGGCAAGGGCGGCGCGCGGUUCAUGUUGUCGGGCGACACGCCCGACCACGCCGGCCAGCGCAAGUGCAUGCACGCGCAGCUGUACAAGGACGAGUGGCGCGCGCACAUCAAGCAGUUCUACGCGCAGAUCACGGAGCAGCUGCUGCGGGACAACAGCCACCGCGUCGCCGGCCGGCGGCAGGUCGACAUCAUCCGCGACGUCGGCAACAUCUCGCACGUGCACUUUGCCGCGCGCGUGUUCAACCUGCCGCUCAAGACCAAGGAGAACCCCAAGGGCAUCUACACGGAGCACGAGCUGUACAUGGUGCUGGCGCUCAUCUUUGUGACCAUCUUCUUCGACAUCGACCCCGUCAAGUCGUUCCCGCUGCGGCAGGCGACCAAGACGGUUUGCGACCAGCUUGGCAAGCUGAUUGAGACCAAUGUCAAGAUCACCCGGCGCUUCGGUGUCCGGGGCUUGUUCUCAGGCUCGGCGAGGAGGGAUGACCCCCUGGCUAUGUAUGGCGUGCACAUGGUGCAGGGCCUCGCCAAGUCGGGCCUGAGCAACUAUGACAUUGCUUGGAGCCAGAUCCUUCCCACAGCAGGCGCCAUGGUGCCGAACCAAGCAGAAGUUUUUGCGCAAGCCGUCGACUUCUACCUCUCAGACGCUGGGCAGCCCUACUUGCCCGAGCUUGAGCGCGUCGCCCGUUCUACGGUCUCACCAGAGACCGACGCCCUCUUGCUAGGCUAUGUCAUGGAGGGAAUCCGCUUGGCCGGUACAUUUGGAUCGUAUCGUGAGGUCGCAGCUGAUGACACCAUCAUGGAAGAUGACGGCCGCGAGGUGCCGGUGAAGUCCGGCGAUCGGGUCUUUGUCAGCUUCGUGUCGGCCGCUCGAGACCCUCAUCACUUCCCAGAGCCAGAAACUGUCAACCCCCGCCGCCCACUAUCAGAGUACAUUCACUACGGAGUCGGUCCACACGCCUGCCUGGGCAAGGAUGCAAGCCAGAUAGCUCUGACCGAGAUGUUCCGUGUUCUCUUCCGCAAGAAGAACGUGAGGCGGUCCCCAGGCCCGCAGGGUGAGCUAAAGAAAGUGCCUCGUCCUGGCGGCUUCUUUGUCUACAUGCGUGAGGACUGGGGUUCUCUCUUCCCCUUCCCGGUCACGAUGAAGAUUAUGUGGGAUGAGGAGUGA